AUGCGUUAUCGACUGCGCAAUGUGCGGGAAUCUGAGGAUACAAGAACAAAGCGGCUAUUCGAGGUGGAUGAUGCACUGAGCACGCAGGAGCAGGAGCAGGUACUGGAGUACCUUGCCAGUACGCUGCGUUCAGGUGUCAUGUUCAUGCGUGUUAUCGCGGUCCUGCAGCUUUUUCUGGCUGUUUUGUAUCUCAGCAUGCUUCUGGCUGGGUACCCGCUCGUGUAUGCCACCUUUAACGACGCCAAGCCACAGUCGUUCUUGGGCCCCACAUCUUCGCUGACGAUUGGGGGCGCUGUUGCCAUUGCGUUCUCGGUGCUGCUCUUGGCGGUGGGUGGACUCUGUGAUAUGCGGGUGUGUCGCCGUACACUUUAUGUUGAUCGAACCGUCCUCAUCUCCACAUCUAGCGGAGCGGUCUCGUCGUCUGGUGGAGGAAAUACUCCUUCUGGCCCUGUUGAUGCUGUUUCCACGGCAACAACGAGUCUAUUGGAGGGGGCUUUACCGCGGCAUCAGUACGUACUGGGUUUUCUCGCUCUGUUUCCCACCGUAUAUUGGCUUUAUGUGAUGCAUGCGUAUUAUACCAACCUCGCGCGGCAGGGACCGCUACUCUUUGGCGUUGCGGACAACUGGAUGGAGUUGCUGCUUGUGCUUUGGCAACCAGCGAUGCACAUAGCUGUUGGAAAGAUGCUGGCGUCACUAAUCAACGGAAAGAAUGAAUUGCUGCGGCUCGCGCGGCUAAAGUACCGGUACGAUAAACUCUAA
Messenger RNA from Trypanosoma grayi, 759 nucleotides. RefSeq lists its product as hypothetical. The record is from RefSeq and is a predicted model, not a curated record. The transcript has a single exon. Lineage: Eukaryota; Euglenozoa; Kinetoplastea; Trypanosomatida; Trypanosomatidae. Bases 1 to 759 code for a protein of 252 amino acids.